AUGGAGAAGUUCUGCAACUCCACUUUUUGGAACUCCUCAUUGCUGGAUAGCCCGGAGGCAGACCUGCCACUUUGUUUUGAGCAAACUGUUCUGGUAUGGAUUCCUUUGGGCUUCCUUUGGCUUCUGGCCCCUUGGCAGCUUCUCCACAUAUAUAGAUCCAGAACCAAGAGAUCUUCUACAACCAAACUCUACCUUGCUAAGCAGGUGCUCGUUGGGUUUCUUUUUAUUCUAGCAGCCAUAGAACUAGCUCUUGUAUUCACAGAAGACUCUGGACAAGCCUCAGUCCCCGCCAUUAGAUAUACCAAUCCAAGCAUCUACCUGGGCACAUGGCUCCUGGUUUUGCUGAUCCAACACAGCAGGCGAUGGUGUGUGCAGAAGGACUCUUGGUUCCUGUCUUUAUUCUGGAUUCUCUCAAUACUCUGUGAUACUUUCCAAUUCCAGACUCUGAUUCGGAUGCUGUUACAGGGCAACAAUUCCAGUCUGGCCUACUCCUGCCUGUUCUUCAUUUCUUAUGCAUUACAGAUCCUGAUCUUGAUCCUUUCAGCAUUUUCAGAAAAAGAUAAGCUAUCAGAUAAUCCAUCAUUCACGGCUUCAUUUCUGAGUAGCAUUACCUUUAGUUGGUAUGACAGCAUUGUUCUGAAAGGCUAUAAGCAACCUCUGACACUGAAAGAUGUCUGGGAUGUUGACGAAAAGCUUAAAACCAAGAUACUAGUCAGCAAAUUUGAAACAGUCAUGGCAGAGGAGCUGCUGAAGUCCAGGCGGGCAUUCCAGAGACGGCAGCAGAAGAAAUCCCAGUGGAACUCCGGAGGCAGCCUGAACGGCCUGAACAAGAACCAGAGCCAAAGCCAAGACGUCCUUGUCCUGGAAGAAGCUAAAAAGAAACAAAAGAAAUCUAAGACCACAGAAGACUUUCCCAAGUCCUGGUUGGUCAAGACCUUCUUCAAAAUUUUCUACAUCAUAAUCCUGAAAUCGUUGCUGCUGAAGCUCAUGAAUGACAUAUUAAUGUUUGUGAGUCCUCAGCUGCUGAAAUUGAUGAUCUCCUUCGCAAAUGACCGUAACACCUACGUGUGGGUUGGAUAUAUCUAUUCGAUCCUCUUGUUCGCCGUGGCCUCCAUCCAGUCUAUCUGCCUUCAGUACCAUUUUCAACUGUGCUUUGUUCUGGGCCUAAAUGUACGGACAAUCGUUAUGGCUGCUGUAUAUAAAAAGGCACUGAUCCUAUCCAACCGGGACAGGAAGCAGUACACCAUAGGAGAAACAGUGAACUUGAUGUCUGUGGAUGCCCAGAAGCUCAUGGAUGUGGCUAACUAUAUCCAAAUGCUGUGGUCAACUGUUCUACAGAUUGCCUUUUCCAUUUUCUUCCUAUGGAUAGAGUUGGGACCCUCAGUCUUAGCAGGUGUUGGGUUGAUGGCAAUCCUAAUCCCAGUUAAUGCAAUAUUCGCCACCAAAAGUAGGGCUAUUCAGGUAAAAAAUAUGGAGAAUAAAGAUAAACGUUUAAAGAUCAUGAAUGAGAUUCUCAGUGGGAUCAAGAUCCUGAAAUAUUUCGCAUGGGAACCUUCAUUCAAAGAAAAAAUCCAUGACAUUCGGAAGAAAGAGCUUAAGAACCUGCUCGCCUAUGGGCAGAUGCAGGCUAUGAUAAUGUUUUUCUUAUACAUAACUCCAGUCCUGGUAUCUGUGGUCACAUUUUCAGUUUACGUCCUUGUGGAUAGCAAUAAUAUUUUGGAUGCAGAAAAGGCUUUCACCGCCAUCUCUCUCUUCAAUAUCCUACGCUAUCCCAUGACCAUACUCCCAAUGGUGAUCUCCUCUGUACUCCAGGCCAGUGUUUCCAUACGACGGCUGGAGAAGUACUUGGGAGGGGAUGAGUUGGACACAUCUGCCAUUCGACAUGACUGCAAUUUUGACACAGUUGUGCAGUUUUCCGAGGCUUCCUUUACCUGGGACCAGAAUUCGGAAGCCACAAUUCAAGACGUGAACCUGGACGUUAGGCCAGGCCAGUUAGUGGCUGUGGUGGGCACCGUGGGCUCUGGGAAAAGCUCCUUGAUGUCAGCCUUGCUGGGAGAAAUGGAAAAUAUCCACGGUCACAUCGCCAUCAAGGGCACUGUAGCCUAUGUCCCACAGCAGUCCUGGAUCCAGAAUGGCACCGUAAAGGACAACAUCCUUUUUGGAUCAGAGUUGGAUGAAAAGAGAUACCAGCAAGUUCUGGAGGCCUGUGCCCUCCUCCCAGACUUGGAAGUGCUGCCUGGAGGAGACUUGGCUGAGAUUGGAGAGAAGGGUAUAAAUCUCAGUGGGGGUCAGAAGCAGCGGAUCAGCCUGGCCAGAGCUAUCUAUCAAAAUUUAGAUAUCUAUAUUUUGGAUGACCCCCUGUCAGCUGUGGAUGCUCAUGUGGGAAAGCAUAUUUUUGAUAAGGUCUUGGGUCCUAAUGGCCUAUUGAAAGACAAGACUCGACUCUUGGUUACACACAGCAUCCACUUUCUUCCUCAAGUGGAUGAGAUUGUGGUUCUGGAGAAUGGCAGCAUCUCAGAGAAGGGAUCCUACAGCACUCUACUGGCCAAGAAAGGAUUGUUUGCUAGGAAUCUGAAGACAUUUAUAAAGCAGACGGGUCCUGAAGGAGAAGCCACAGUCAAUGAGAACAGUGAAGAAGACGACUAUGGACUGAUGCCCAGUGUGGAAGAAAUCCCUGAGGAUGUAAUCUCCUUGACCAUGAAAAGAGAGAACAGCCUUCAUCGAACACUUAGCCACAGAUCUAGAUCCAAUAGCAGGCAUCUGAAGUCUCUAAAAGACUCCUUGAAGACUCGGAGUGUGAAUAUCCCAAAGGAAAAGGAAGAACUAGUGAAAGGACAAAAGCUAAUUAAGAAGGAAUUUAUGGAAACUGGAAAGGUGAAGUUCUCCGUCUACCUGAAAUACCUACAAGCAGUAGGAUGGUCUUCAGUUUUCAUCAUCAUCCUUGCUCAUAUAUUCAAUGCCGUGGCUUUGAUUGGAUCCAACCUCUGGCUCAGUGCUUGGACCAGUGACUCUAAAAUCUUCAAUAGUACCAACUACCCAACCUCUCGGAGGGACAUGAGAAUUGGUGUCUAUGGAGCUCUGGGAUUAGGGCAAGGUAUAUUUGUGCUCAUAGCCAAUCUCUGCAGCACCUGUGGUUUCACCCAUGCAUCAAACAUCCUUCACAAGCAACUGCUGAACAAAAUCCUUCGAGCGCCCAUGAGUUUUUUUGACACAACACCCUCAGGCCGGAUUGUGAACAGGUUUUCUAGUGAUGUUUCCACGAUGGAUGACACCCUUCCCGCGUCCUUGCGCAGCUGGAUUUUGUACUUCCUGGGGAUAAUCAGCACCCUUCUCAUGAUCUGUUUGGCCACUCCAGUCUUCGUCGUCAUCAUCAUUCCUCUUAGCAUCAUUUAUGUGCUUGUUCAGAUAUUUUAUGUGGCUACUUCCCGCCAGCUGAGACGUCUGGACUCUGUCACCAGAUCCCCAGUCUACUCUUUCUUCAGUGAGACUGUGUCAGGUUUGCCUGUCAUCCGCGCCUUUCAGCACCAGCAGCGAUUUCUAAAACACAGUGAAGUAUUGAUUGACAAUAAUCAGAAAUGUGUCUUUUCCUGGAUUAUCUCCAACAGGUGGCUUGCAAUUCGUCUGGACCUGGUCGGGAACCUGGUUGUCUUCUUUGCUUCCUUGAUGAUGGUUAUUUAUAGAGAUAACCUAAGUGGAGACACGGUGGGCUUUGUUCUGUCCAAUGCACUCAGUAUCACACAAAGCCUGAGCUGGCUAGUGAGGUUGACAUCAGAAAUUGAGACCAACAUUGUGGCUGUUGAACGAAUAAAUGAGUACAUAAAUGUGGAAAAUGAGGCACCCUGGGUGACUGAUAAGAGACCUCCAGUAGGUUGGCCCAGCAAAGGGGAGAUCCAGUUUAGAAACUACGAAGUACGGUACCGACCAGAGCUGGAUCUGGUACUGAAAGGGAUCACUUGUGACAUCAGGAGCAUGGAGAAGAUUGGUGUGGUGGGCAGGACAGGAGCUGGGAAGUCAUCCCUGACAAACUGCCUCUUCAGAAUCCUAGAGGCUGCGGGUGGCCAGAUCACCAUUGAUGGGGUAGAUAUUGCUUCCAUUGGGCUCCAUGACCUCCGAGAGAAACUGACCAUCAUCCCUCAGGAUCCUAUCCUGUUCUCUGGAAGCCUGAGGAUGAAUCUGGACCCUUUCAACAACUACUCAGACGAAGAGAUAUGGAAGGCCCUAGAGCUGGCUCACCUCAAAUCCUUUGUGGCCAACCUGCAACUUGGGUUGUCUCAUGAAGUGACAGAGGCUGGCGACAACCUUAGCAUAGGGCAGAGGCAGCUACUGUGCCUGGCCAGGGCUCUGCUUCGGAAAUCCAAGAUUCUGAUCAUGGAUGAGGCCACUGCUGCAGUGGAUCUCGAGACAGAUCGUCUUAUCCAGAUGACCAUCCAAAAGGAGUUCUCCCACUGCACAACUAUCACCAUUGCUCACAGGCUACAUACCAUCAUGGACAGCAACAAGGUAAUGGUUCUAGAUCAUGGGAAGAUUGUAGAGUACGGCAGCCCUGAAGAACUGCUCAAAAAACCUGGCCCCUUUUAUUUCAUGGCCAAAGAAGCUGGCAUUGAAAAUGCGAAUAGCACGACGUUGUGAAAGCAGGUCCCAUGGCUUAGAGAAGGACUAUAAGGAUCAUUCCUUAAUUUUAUUUUUGGGAUGUAUAUCAUACAUAGAGAAGUGUGUGUAAAUGUACAUUUUAAGAGAUCAUAAGUGAACACCCAUGUACCCUCCAUCCAAGUUAAAAAAAAGGAAUAUUACCAGCUACAGCAGAACCCCUAACGAUCCCACUUCAAUCCUACAUCCUUGCUUACCAACCCCCAGAAAUAACCACUAUUCUGAAUUUCUUGAUAAUUAUCCCCUUGCUUUUCAUUUUAGUUUUACCAAGUUCAUAUAUAUCCUUAAACAAUGUGUACCUUUUUAAAACUUAUGUAAAUGGCUUGUCUCAUACUGCAUGUGUUCUUCUAUGACUUUUGUUCAAUGUCAUUUGAGACUCAUCCAUGUUGAUGCACUCAGUGAGGUUUGUUCCUUCUCACUGCUCUGCAGUAUGGCCGUGUAUGAGUACGCCAGUUUACCAUUUAAAUGUUGGACAGCAAUAGGAUUAUUUCUACGGCUGUUUUUGUUUUUUCCUAUUAUGAACAAUACUGCUAUAAACAUUCCGGUAUAUAGUUCCUGAGAUACACAUGCAAGACUUUCUUAGGCUAUAAUGGGGAGUAUACACAUGUUCAUAUGCGUAUACUAGGUAACAGCAAACUGGCAAUGCCAAUUUAAAACAUUUUGUCAAGCUGAUGAGUAUGAACUGGUACCUCAGUGAGGUUUUAAUUUAUAUUCCUCUGGUUACUAUUGAGGUUUCGAUUUGAGGUGUUUGCUGUUUUUGUUUUUUUGUUUUUGUUUUUUAUCUGUGGUGCUCUAUUUCCUUGUAAGCUACUCACUCUCCUUAGCAUUUUAUCUGUGAACAUUCUUUGAGGCCUGCAUUGAACCUGAGCUGUCCUAAAUGGAAUUGUCCGAGUUUUUGGUGUCACGUUAUUUUUGGUUCGAUGUAUUCCUUACGUCCAUUUCGGUGAUGCAAUAAUAAACGAUUUUUAUUUAUUCACCAUUUUAGCUGUUUGAUGAGUGAGAUGCUCAGAGAUUUAAACUUCCUAAUGGAAGGGGAUAAAUAACCUCAAGGCUGGAAUGAGGAAGGGAAGUGUUUCCUCCUAGUUGCUCUGUUCCCAUCAGCAUCACUCUGACCAUGUUUUUCUGCAGUGGCAGUUCAUACAAGUAGCAGUGCUGAUUGCAGCUGGCAGUUUUUCCAGUAUUCCCAGGACCGGUGACAUAGUGCUGCUCAGAGACGCCAGCACCAGCUGUGCAGCGCCCCUUCUCAGAAGUCCACGUUUCCGCCUUAGCGAUGCCAACCUCUUCCCUUUCUCCCCCGCAGCCCUCACGGGGUUGGUUGCUUCUUGCGGUGGCUGCUCUCUGAACCUUCUUUUCCCUUGGCUCUUUCUUCAGUGCCUACCUAGCAGUUCUUUACAUUGUCCUGUUAAAAUAACCUAUGGUUUCUGUCUCCUGACUAACCCAACUGAUAGAGCCCUUGGAGACCAUCCAGUUCAAGUCCCUUAUUUUUCAGAUGAGCACCAAUCCGAGAAAGGUUAGAGGAUAUCCAAAGUCAAAACAUGAGUGUUUCUGGCAGAACCAGGACCAGAAACAAAUUUCCUGAUUUUCUCCAACAAUUUCUUCUUUUCCUAUCAUGAGGAUUUUUGAUCUACCUACUCCUAUGAUGCAGAUGAAGAGAGGGGAAAGGUCAUCCAUAUCUCAAUAGUGAUGAUUAAGCCACCCGGUGAAUGUUGUGGGAACCGGAGCCAGCCCAGACCCAAAACUUCAGUGAUGACUCCGACUACUUCAAAUCUUGUUGGCCCAGGCCCCAGAUAACCCACUCACAACAUUCUAGCUCUUUCCCACUUCUCUACCUGAGGUCCCCUUUUUUACCUGUCCUUGAAGCAUUAAGAUGUCCCUAUGCUUUUGACUCCCACUCUAUGUUCCUCCGUAUUUUCUCCGUAAGUGACUUCAUGCACUCUUGUGGUUUCACCUUCUACUCAUGAUUCUCAUUUCUAGUCCCUUCCUCUUCUCCAAUUUAGAGAUUCAUAUAUUCAACUGCCAGUGGGUGUUAUCGCCUGGAUAUCCUUUAGGCCUCUGACACUCGACUUGCUUUAUUUGACAUACCCUUCUCCUCCCUUCAUCAGAAUAAAAGAGAGAUUUUUUUCCCCUUGUACUUUCUAUUUCAAGUGGUAACAUCGUUUUCCACUCAGUCUUACAAAAUGAAAACCUCGGCAUCACCCCUAACUUUUCCUUUUCCAGACCGCAUCGGCCAUGAGGCCCUUCCACUUUUCUUUCUUUAUCCCCAUCACUUUUGCCAUCUUUCAGGUUCUCAUCACAUCUAACCUGUACUGAUGGCAUAGGUAUUGCUGCUUCCUGUAUCGUUUUUCUCAGAUAUAUCCACCAUGGCUACCAGUGGUCAAAUAUGCAAAUAUUUGUAUAAACGCCUUUCAAAACACCCUCUGAAGAAACUUGUUCCACUGAGGUACUAGGAUGAGAAUAUAUUUAAUCAUAAAUGCACAUUGGCUAUGACUUUAUUUAAAAAUUAUCAAACAAUAUUAUACAAACAUUGACAUUUAAAUGUCUAAACUUCUGCAACUUAGAUUUAGUUAGCAAAUACCAUAUUCAACUGUAAGCAUGGAUUUAGUCUUCUAAAUAGGUUAGACACUAAACUGUUUAAAAAGCUUCAUAUUGUUUGAAGAUAUCAAGUAAAAGAUUAUAAAAAUGCAUAAAAAAAUUAACUGUAAGAAGCACUCCAAUUUCAUAGUAUUCCUUUUCACUUCAUAUGCAAGUAAUUGGUUAUGCUGUAGAAUUUAGCUGUUACAGUAUAAAAAGCAACUACUUAAGGGAGAAGUAGAACAAAGAGGGGAAAAGUUUACGUAGGUGGUAUCUCUUUUAGGUAAAACAAGCACAAAGAAAUAAGAGUUUCAGGAAGAAAAAUUACUUAAGACUAGUUUGGUUCUUACUGAGUUUGAAAAAAUGGACUAAUACGGAACUCCUUUCUUCAACUGUAACGAUCAAGGCCUUAGUUGCCAUACUGGUAAUCUCUCGGACAGUCACCUCAGCCCUUGCCAUGACAGCCAUUUGGCUAUUCUGCCUGAUAACCACUAUCACUGAUUUCAGAUCUUUUUGUCCUGUCCCCAAGCUUCCACUGUGAAUGAUGAGCUUUUUUUGGAGCAGCAUUCUUUGAGACAUUUAUCUGCUGUUUAAGCCAUAGCCACUUGUUCCUGUAGCAAUUGUUGAGCUGCCCACAGGUUAUAUCUCUGGAUAGAGAUGUCUCUCCCCUUGCUUGGUGCUAACGCCUUUGCCUGCUGGCUCCUUUGUCAGGAUUUGCAUUUGGCAUCAUAAAGACACCUCCUAGUCUCAUAAUUAUCUGCCUGGCUGAUAUACUUAUUAGUUUAACUCUGUAAAGCAAUUAUACUUUGGCUAGCUUUUCAUUUUCCUUCAUCAAGAGGUUUAAUUUUUCUGCAUAAUUGACUUCAUUGUUAAUGGUCGACCAGAAUCCUUUUGUUUUAGUUGGACCUGGAGUAGGCAUAAACUCAAAGGCCAAAUCUAGCCUGCUGUUUUGUAAAUAAAGUUUUUUUAGAAUACAGACAUGCUCACUUGUUUCUGUAUUAUCUAUGCCUGCUUUUGUGUUAUAAUGGCAGAGUUGUGACAGACUGAAUGGCCUGCGAAGCCUAAAAUAUUUACUAUCUGGCCUUUCAUAUAAGCAGCUUGCUGAUCUCUGCUCCAGAAUCACUAGUAUAGUCUGGACUGGAUCACAUUUCCAUUCUCAAGACAAUUGGGCGGAAAAAUGUCGUGUGACUUCAUACCAUUGGUAGAUAAAAUGGUCCCCAAAGAUGUCCACAUCCUAAUCCUCAAAACUCGAGGAUUUACCUUACAUGGUAAAAGGGAUUUUGCAGAUGUGAUUAAGGAUAUCGUAAUGGGGAGAUUAUCCAGCUGGGCCCAGUGUCAUCACAAGGGAUCCUUGAGAG
This is a messenger RNA of Pteropus alecto (black flying fox), 8576 nucleotides long. RefSeq names its product ATP binding cassette subfamily C member 2 (gene ABCC2). The record is from RefSeq and is a predicted model, not a curated record. The transcript has 32 exons. Lineage: Eukaryota; Metazoa; Chordata; Mammalia; Chiroptera; Pteropodidae. Gene Ontology annotation, cellular component: apical plasma membrane. Bases 1 to 4629 code for a protein of 1542 amino acids. Gene Ontology annotation, biological process: transmembrane transport. Gene Ontology annotation, molecular function: ATP hydrolysis activity; ABC-type transporter activity; ATP binding.